UAUUCUUCCAACGUUCUAGAAUAUUAUCUAACAGUUUGCUUUUCGUUUUAUUAAAUUUUAAUUCUUUUACAAUAAGUUAAACAAAUAAGGAUUACACGUAUGAAACAGCCUGUACCAUAAAAGACCCAGAUUGCCCGAGAAGAGUUAAUUAAAUGCACGCAUCUGCUCUCGGGUUAAAUUGCAAAUUUCCCGAAUUUACAUAACAAUUACGUUACUAAUGUACUCGCUUUAUUGUUCAUAAAAAUAAAAUACAUAUGGAUUAUUAUUUAAUUUAUUCAAGUAUGUAUACUGGAACAAAAAAUGGAAUUAUGUUCAGUAUCUACUCUUUUUGCGCCCUAAUUUUUCUUAUCUCCUAAAUAUGACAUAAUCAAAUUUAUGUUAGUGAGAUAUAUAACAUAGAUUUAGUGCAAGUAAUAUAAAAGCAUAGAUACACUUGACAUUUUUCUGUCAGCGUUACUUAUUAUUAAAUCGUUGGAUAUAUGCAAUAUCGCAUUUUUAUUAAUAAUAUAAUAGAAUUCGUUGUUGUUACCUGUUAUUAAUAACUUUUCUAACAUUUGUUGAAGAUUUAAAUAAUUGGAUUCUAACAAACAGGCUUAUUUUGUGACUCAACAAUAUGAGCAAGGAAAGUCAGGAAAUGAUGGCAGUGUGGCCGGAUUUUGUUUGUAAUGUCAUGGAUGUGGUAAAGGAAUUGAAGAUAUUAGAAAUUGAAGAUGUUACUAAAUGGGUGGAAAAAGUAUUACAAUAUAAUGUCCCAACAGGAAAAAGAAUUCGUAGUUUAGCGUUCAUUCAAACUUAUAAAUCUCUGGUACCUAAUGAUCAACUAACAGAAGAAAACAUUUAUUUAGUACGGAUUUUAGCAUGGGGUAUUGAAGUGUUGCAAGCCGCUUUUCUCAUAAUUGACGAUGCCAUGGAUCGAUCGCAAAUCCGUCGAGGAAAACCAUGCUGGUAUAAAUGUAAUGACAAAACGUUUGCUAACGAUGGUGUAUUGCUGGAGAACAUUACGUAUUACAUAAUUCGAAAAUACCUUGGCAAAAAAGAAUGCUAUUUCGAUUUUAUGGAAGUGUUUCAAAACACUAUAUUUGCAACAGUAAUAGGCGAGUCUUUACAGUUUUGUUCGAUCAAUUUCGGCAAGAAACCAAAUCUUGAUCUAUUUACCAUAGAUCGAUAUAAUUCUAUUAUUAAGUAUAAAGCAGCGUAUUACACGUACUUUUUGCCUGUAAUCGCAGCAAUGCAUUUAGCCGGAAUAAAGGAUCCAGAAGUAUUCAGGCAAGCAAAAACCAUCUUAUUAGAAAUCGGACAAUUGUUUCAAAUCCAAGAUGAUUAUUUAGAUAUUUUUGGAGAUUCUGAAGUCUAUCGCAAAGAUGGUAAUGAUAUACAGGAGGGACAAUGCACGUGGCUAAUUGUUACAGCACUGCAACGUGCUACUCCGGAACAGCGUAAAAUUUUAGAACAGGAAUGUUACGGAACUUCGGAUUUGGAAAAAGUAAAACAAGUAAAACAGCUUUUUAUAGAUUUGGAUUUGCCAAAUGCUUAUUUUAUACAUGAAAAAGAGAAAUAUAAUAUUAUAAUUGCACAUAUUCAGCAAACGUCAUAUGGGUUUUUACAAAAACUUUUAUUCUAUUUAUUAGAGAACAUGUAUCGCAGGAAAUCAUAAAAGCGUUGUCUAUAUUGAACAAAUUAAUUACAUUACUAUAUCUUAUUAUUAGAUUUGAAAGGUAAAAUAAAAUAAAUGAUCUAAUGUGUUCUAUUCUAGAGUCCUAAAAUAUUACAAUAUAAAAUGUCAUGUUGAUAUUUUCACACACAAAGCGAGAAAUAUCAAGAUUUUUAAAUAAAUUUUAUGUAUAAGGAAAUAUUCCAUUUAAUUAAUAAAAGUUUUUUGAGGAACAUUUGUUUUAUCACUUCUUAUCAAAUUCUUCAAAAUAAAUAAAUUUUGUUUUAUAAAAUAAUAAAUACUUUGUAAAGAAAUAUUAGCUAUACCAUAUUAGUUAACCAUAAAAACAAAUUAGAACAAGUUCUUAUAUGACCUUUAUAUGAUAAGAAAUAAUUAAUUUAUUAUUAUAUAAUUAACAGUAAUUAUAUAAUUGUAACGUAUAUGCAUUAGCAUACAUUUAUGUUAUUGCAUACAAGUUAAUAUAUGCUAAAAAAUAUUUCACUUUUUUUAUUUUAGAAUAGAUUUGUAUUAUAAUAAAACAAAUCUUAUAUUAAUAUGACGCCUUUCUCAUAUUUGUUUUGAUAUGUUUUAUUUAUUCAAAAAAUAAUAACUCAGACUUGAUGAGUUUGACCCAACUGGCAGUUUUAUUAUUAAUUAAAAUAUUAAGUACAACGUUUUGACCUCGUCAUUAGGUCCUUCUCAGGUACAGAAUUGACAAAAUUUGCAAAGAAACGUUGCGGUCAAUAAACUUGUGGUCUCAAGUCACGGAUUAUACACUGCGUGGACUAAAUGGACAAAUAAUUAAAUAAAAUAUAAUUAAAAACUUAUAAAUAACUAAAUAAAAUAUAAAAGGUUUAAAAACUAUUUAAAAACGCUCAAGGACUUACAGGUUUCGUACAUCAGGUGUUAUCAAAUCAUAAUAUAAAAAACAAAACGUGUGAAAACUGGAAUCAAUAUAAAUUACGAGUGUAAAAAAGAGAAAUAUAAUAAUAGUCAUUAUAUAAAGUACAACGUAUGAAAAUUGGAAUCAAUAUAUAAAUUACAAGUAUAAAAAAGAGAGAAAAUAGAUGAUGAUCUGCACAUUUCUAGAUACAAAAAGAGACUGUGAGAUGUAGCGGGCCCGUGAAGGGUAAAUGGACUAAUAAGGAUUAUACAGAUUUUAUGAUGUUAUAUAUGGGAUUCAAGUUCUCUGUAUUUUUUAUAAAUUAAGACAGUUGGUAUUGACCAACGUAAAAGGCGUUACAAUCGUUGUACCUUAUGUGAUACACAACACAACAUUUUUUAUUUAUUUGUACAAUUUGGUAUAAUACAUCUCGUAAACAAAUAAUACAGGCAAAACAGACAUUUUGUGUAUAAAAGUAUUAGAAAAUAAAAUGUUCGAAGAAAAAAUACUUCAUACUUUAUAGAUAUUUCAUAAUUUAUAUUUUAACAUAUUUUAAGUAUAUACACUACAAAAAGAAAUAGGGACACUUUUCGUAUACCGAAAAUUUAGGCUAUCUUCAAACCGCUGAAAUUCAGCAAAAAGUUAUCACAGAGAUAAAAUCCAAAAAA
This is a messenger RNA of Monomorium pharaonis (pharaoh ant), 3202 nucleotides long. RefSeq names its product farnesyl pyrophosphate synthase. The transcript has 6 exons. The coding region runs from base 614 to 1654 and encodes 346 amino acids. Gene Ontology annotation, biological process: trans, trans-farnesyl diphosphate biosynthetic process. The record is from RefSeq and is a predicted model, not a curated record. Lineage: Eukaryota; Metazoa; Arthropoda; Insecta; Hymenoptera; Formicidae. Gene Ontology annotation, cellular component: cytoplasm. Gene Ontology annotation, molecular function: (2E,6E)-farnesyl diphosphate synthase activity; dimethylallyltranstransferase activity.